CGAAGUUUCAAGGCGUACGUGCAUACAGUGACACUUGUUGAAUCUAAAAUCAUCUAAAAAGUUUCGUAAAAUGAUAAAUAUGCAAAACAGUUGAAUUUUUAAACAAAACUACUGACGUUUGUUACUCGGAGGACAUUUUCCUGAGUCGGUUUACGAAUUUACGAGCAGUAAUGGAUAAGAAUGAAUAUGUGAAACGGUGGCUGUGGCACGCUUUCAAUGGAUUGGAUAGCGAAGGAACGGUCGAUCCGCAACAACUCAAGGUGCUGACGGCCCAUGUCGGUGCCUCGCUCGGCUCUGAAAACAAGGGCAACAUCGCCCACAAAGUCACAGAGAGGUACCGCUGCGAGAGCACCCUGGCCGUCUGUUUCAGCAACUACCUGGAGUUCCUGGACAACGAGGGCUUCCUGAACAACGACAAAGUCGACCUCAAGAAACUUGAAGAGACACUGUGGGCGCUCUGCCUGACGGACUACCAGCAUCGGGAUCACAAGAUGGUGGCCGAUCCGGAGCUACGCAAGCUCUGGCAGAUUUUUAACUUCCUCGCCGAGCCGGAUAGCCUGCCCGUCGCCAUCGAUCGGGAGGAAAUGGUUCUCUUGACGGAGAAGCUGGUCCUGGCGAUGGGCAUGAAGUGGGACCUGUCCCGUUUCGAUCACGUGACCAAGAACUUGAAAAUGUUCACCUUCACCAAGAUGAUGGUCUGUUUCGAGUCGGCGUUCGCCCGAGACAUGGAUCAGAUGUGCAUCGCGGAGGCUGUCAUGGAAGUUUAUGAUGAGAUCAUCGAAGAAGUCGAAAAGAAGGGCUUUCUGCAUAAGAAGGGACACGUGAUGAAGAAUUGGAAGGAGCGUUGGUUUGUCCUCAAGCCGCGCCAUCUGACCUACUACACGAGCCGCAAGGAGAAGGACAAGAAAGGCGACAUCCAUAUUAAGGCAUCUUGGAAGGCCGAGAUCAUCGACGAUCAGAAAAACUACGAUAACUGCUUUGCGAUUUGGACAGAUGACAAAAGCGACAAGGACAAGUCAAGAUACGAACUGAGUGCAGCGGAUCCGCGCACCCGGCAGGCUUGGAUGAUAGCAUUGAGAGGCAUCAUCACACGGGAACAGACCAAAGGGACAGGCCAGUACGGCAAACUGCUGGAGAGGCGGGCAAGGAGGAAGAAAGAGCGCGAAGAGGAGGAAGAGCAGAAAAGACUGAUGGAAGAGGAGAAGAGAAAGAGGGAGGCGGAGCUCCGAGAAGACAGAAGGAGGCAAGAAGAAGCCAAAGAUAAAGCCGAAAGGGAGCUGGCCAAGACCAAGGCCAGGGAGGAAGAAGAGCGAAAGCGACGACAGGAAGAAGAGGAGGCGCGACAGAAAGCCGAGGCGGAGCGGGAGAAGGCCAACAAAGCCCUGUUGCAGUCGGAGGAAAGGCUUAAGGCCGAGGAGGAACUGAGACGCCAGAAGGAAGAGGAGGAGAGACUGAGGAGGGAGCAAGACGAGGCGGAGAGGGAACGCAUCGCCAGGGAACGAGACGAAAUCCGUAAGGCUCUGAAGGAAGCAAGUGAGCGGGCGGAUAUGGAAGCUGGUCUUAAGGAGGCGGAGCAGAGACGUCUGGCUGAGUUGGAGGAAACUCUGAAACGUCUUCAGAUGUCGCUGGAUGAGGAGAAACGGUUGAGGCUGGAGCAAGAGCAAGCCAGGGAGCUCAAGCAAAGACUCCUUGACGAGGAGAUGCAGAAGCGAGAGAAACUGGAGCAACUCAAGGAGGAGCAGGCCCGUCUCCUGGCCCAAGAGCAACAGCGACGGGAGGACCUAGAAAUCAAGAGCGAGGAAUUGAGUCAAGAAUUUGUGAUGCAAGAAGCGAAAUUGGAGGAAGAAAGGAGCAAGCUCGCGGAGCUGGAAACCCAGCGUCACGCGGCCGACGAAAAAUUGCAGGCUGCCAUGGAUAAGAUUGAAGAGGCAGAAAAGAAACGGAAGAUCAUUCAGAAGAAGAGAGACGAGCUAAGCAAGAAGAACACAUCGUUGGGUCUGGCCCAAACCAUCAAGCCCAAAGCCCGCCCUCUAGUGACACACAGGGGACUACCGUCAUCCGCCUUCUCAAAGUUUGGGCCCGAAGCCAGUCCUCAACAGACUGACCAAGACAAACCAAAGGAUGACAAGCAGACUGGAGAGAACGCCAUGAACAGCCAAGCAGCGGCCAACGGUCAUUUAUAAAAACGCAGCCUUUGCCAGACAGACUUCGAAAAAGAAGUCGGCUAGGAAAUCUGUCACAAACCAUUCACUAUCUGCUGUGAAUGAAAAAUGAAAAAUGUUCAAAUUUUGAAGUUCACAUGCAGAGUUUACUAAGCUGAUUGAUUUUCUUGUUCAUUGAUUUGUAUCCGAUAUUAAUUGAGUAUGGCUCUUUUUCCUUUCUUUUGCUUAUUUUUGAAAUACUGCUAAUUUACUUGAGGUUAAUCUGAUGAGAAUAGAUAAAUUAUUAAGGUUGUCCGGGAUAUACUGAAUAUUCAAAUAUUCGAUCAUCAACCGAAUAUUCGAAUAGCCUUUUACCGAUUGGAAUAUAAAAAAAAAGUAUAGUUUGAAAGUAUAGUUUCAAAAUGUAUAGUUUCAAAAUGCUCCUAAUUUAACCAGAAUUAAUUUCUUUAGCUAAAAUUCAGACUUAAUAUCGCUUACAUAACAUACUUCAAUUUGCGACGGAUCAACCCACCUUGGAAAUUCCUAGUUUUUGAGUAAAAUCCAUAUAUCUAUUUCGUGAUAACCUUGUGGAGAGGUAUUCAUCUAUAAUAAUUGCCCUGUGAAGACGUAUACAAUCUUUUGUUCCCUAUUAUACCCAUGUCUCCAGAGGGUACCGUGUAUCAGAUCAAACACACGUAUGUACAUGCCUGUGAUGUUAUUUUAAUCGUAACUUUGGGCGCUUUAUUGUCAAACAGUAACUUUUAUUGUCGACGGCAGUUUAUUGUUUCCAUCCUUUUAGCAGGUUAAAUCCCUUGACCCUUAUAAAAUGCUGCAAAACCUCCAGCAGCCCAUAACAUCGAUUGCUGCAUGCUAAUUAUAAACCGCACGCUUUACGUGUAACUUUUGACGGGCGCGGCAUGCAUUUGCAGCUGGCGUGUGUAAACUGUUAGAUCGCAAGUUUCGAAUAUUCAAAUAUUCGUUAAAACUCAGUUUUGAUUAAUCGAAUACUAAAUUAUUCGAAGACGGACAGCCCUAAAAGUGAUUCUGCAAGUGGCAUUUUCAAUAUUAUUGAUGUGCCAUAACAGUCAGGGCAAUAUUUUAUUCAGAGGGAUAUAUUUUUUUUAAAGCUUGCUUUGUUUUAGAGUAAAAAGAAUAGGCCUAAGGUUUUAUUUAAUGAAUAUGAUUGAAUAUUAUUGCUACUUUGGCACUGAAAUUUCUUCGAGAAGUAGUGCAAAAUCUUUUUGAAGAUGGUUUGUGAUUAGGGCAUUGAUAAUGUGAUAGAAAUAUUCAUACUUGUCAUUUCUAGUUUCAGGUUAGUAGUUUGUUAAUCUUUUUAUCAAUCAGUGCCAUUAUAUGUUGUGUCCUCGGGCAAGCCACUUCACCGUACUUGCCUCUCUCCACCCAACUUGCCUCUCCCCACCCAGGAGUAUGCAUGGGUACCGGUAUUAGCUGGGGAGUAGCCUGUUAUGGACUAGCACACAAUCCAGGAGGAUCGGGAAUAGAAAUAUUCUCAGUCAUUUCAUGCUACUGAAACUGGAGCUAAACGCGGGCGUGAUGGGCCACAUUGGUUCGUGGCAGACUUUACGUACUAUUUUUGAAAAUCUUUUUUUAUCAUGACUUAUUGACUAAAAUAAGUGCCAUUGUACAAAAAAGAAUGGUUUGCCCCUUCAAUCUUAAAAAUAGAUAUUUCUGACACAUAUUUUCAUAUUUUUUUAACUAUGAUGUUUAUUGACGAUGGGAAAUUCCUAAAAAAACUUUGAUAUUUUUGAUAAUGCUGAAAGACUGUUCGUGUUUGUAAAUUUACAAAAUCAUUUACAAAAUGACAUUUUUUAAAAAUUGAAAUAGAUAUUACUGACAUUUUCAUAUUUUUUAAACUAUAAUGUUGGAAAUUUCCAGUAUUUUGGACACUUGUGAUAACGUUGAAAGACUUCUCAUAUUUGUAAUGAAUAAAAACUUGUUUACUCUUUUGUAUGAAUAUUACUUUUGGAAAAACAAUUUUCACUUUAAAAUUUCUAAAGGUUUGCUUGAAUCUUUUUAUAUAUUUUUGCACUAAUACUCAAUUUAUUUUGCGUUUGUGUAUAGUUUUUGUAAAUUUGAUGGCAACAAUAGGUUUUAGAAUAAGGGAAUAAGGUGCCGUGUUCAUUUCUGAAAUUCCGUGAUUUGCUUUUGUUUUUGUUUUGUUUAGAAGAAAUUUAAAUUAGUUAACCUAGUUAUUAAACUCCAUGUUAUCAAUUUUUGAUUUAGUCUUGGAAAUGUAUAAAUUGUUUUAUAAAACUUUACCAUGAGGCACUUGUGUUACAUAAUUGUAACAAAAGUAUUUUGGGAAAAGAGCAGGGGCGGAAAUCACGGGGGGGGGGGGGGUAUAUCCCCCCACUUUUUGACCAGGGGGGAUGGGCUAUUGAAUCCCCCCCUCACUUUUUCGUGAUGAGAAAAAAAUAAGUUGAUUUUGAGGUAAUUCAAUAUCCCAACGACCAAAAUUUAUUCAAUAGCCCCGAUAAGUGGUGAAACAAAGAGCAAAAGCUUUUAAAACGCGCCUAUUUGAUGCAAGUAUAUAUAUAUUGAUAUACAUCUAUAUCCUGAAGAGCGCCCCCUAGUGUAAUGUGGUGUCAGGCCCCCCCCCCCUUCUUUUUGAAUUUCCACUGGUUUUGGUCAUCCCCCAACUCGCCGGCACAGAUUUACGCCACUGGGAAAGAUCAAGUCAAAUUGCAAGUAUUCUCUUCCAUAAACCAUUUAACACACUCAAAAAGAUGGCAGCAAAAUUUCUGUAUUUCUCCAACUUCAAAUAUUUAAUGUUGAUUUUGAAUUGUUUCAAUCUUCUUUUCAUUAUGCUUGAUCUUGUUUGUAGUUUAUUCUUAGAUUUUUAUUUGAAUAAAUCAAUUUCUUGUUUUCUUGAAAGUUCUGCCCUGAUGGCUGGUCAAAUAUUGAAGGAAAUGUUUAUUAAAAAAAAUGCGAUAUUCAAACUA
Patiria miniata (bat star) is the source of this 5104-nucleotide messenger RNA. RefSeq names its product switch-associated protein 70-like. The record is from RefSeq and is a predicted model, not a curated record. Gene Ontology annotation, cellular component: cytoplasm; nucleus. The coding region runs from base 171 to 2183 and encodes 670 amino acids. Lineage: Eukaryota; Metazoa; Echinodermata; Asteroidea; Valvatida; Asterinidae. The transcript has 11 exons.